GUUCACUCACCAGUCCCCCCCUUUCCUUUAAGAGUGGAGCGAGGUUCUUCCUUUUCGAUUUCAGUGCUAUCCGGAUUUAGGAAUAGCCUAUUCCCCUUUCUCUCUUUCUUCUUCCGUGACUCUCUUUUGCUUUACUACGGUUUCAACUUCACUCAGAGAUUCUUCCAUUCGUCAAAGGAGAGAGAAUCUGCCUUGGUUCUUCUAUUGAUUCGCGGCUUUUGGGGUUGGCGAUGGAGUUCUGCAACUCUUGGUGUUGGCUUCUGUUGGAGGUCUGCACAAGUGAGAGGAAUGACGGGUAAGGUCGCUUCGUCUCUGGAGAGCUUGAAUAAUCCGGACUCCGUGUCUUAUCUGACACAGAAGGAGGCGGCUGAGGUCGAUGAGAUCCUUAUGGGUCCUCUUGGGUUUAGCGUCGACCAAUUAAUGGAAUUGGCUGGUUUGAGUGUUGCAACAUCCAUAGCUGAGGUUUACGGACCAAAUGAAUAUGGUCGUGUGCUUGCUAUUUGCGGUCCAGGAAAUAAUGGUGGUGAUGGCCUGGUUGCUGCUCGUCAUCUGCAUCACUUUGGAUAUAAACCAUAUGUUUGUUAUCCAAAACGUACUCCCAAGGCUCUUUAUAGUGGUCUGGUUACUCAGCUCGAAUCACUGUCAAUCCCUUUCUUGUCGAUGGAAGACCUACCUAUUGACUUGUCAAAUGACUUUGACAUAAUAGUAGAUGCACUGUUUGGGUUCUCGUUCCUCGGAGACCCGAGGCCGCCUUUUGAUGAUCUCAUCCGAAGGAUGGUUUGUUUGCACAGUAAUGAUCAGAUACAUCAGAAAUCAGCUGUUAUUGUGUCUGUAGACAUUCCUUCUGGGUGGCAUGUUGAAGAAGGUGACAUAAGUGGCGAAGACAUUAAACCUGACAUGCUGGUUUCAUUAACUGCUCCAAAGUUGUGUGCCAAGAAAUUUUGUGGUCCCCACCAUUUCCUUGGUGGCAGAUUUGUUCCACCAGCUAUUGCAGAUAAAUUUAAACUUCAUCUUCCACCAUAUUCUGGCACUUCCAUGUGUGGACGGAUAGGAAAACCUCCAGCAAUUGACAUAUCAUCUCUAAGGGAGAACUACAUAUCGCCCGAGUUCCUGGAGGACCAUGUGGAGGCUGACCCUAUAGAUCAGUUCCGCAUUUGGUUUGAUGAUGCAGUGGCAGCUGGUUUGCGGGCACCAAAUGCUAUGGCUUUAUCUACUGCAGGCAAAGAUGGAAAACUUUCAUCGCGAAUGGUCUUGCUUAAAGGAGUUGACAAAGAGGGUUUUGUUUGGUCUACCAAUUAUGAAAGUCGAAAAGCACGUGCAAUAUCUGAAAAUCCUCAUGCAGCGCUUCUAUUUUAUUGGGAUAGUCUUAAGCGCCAGGUGAAUCACAUUACAGCCCAGCAUAUCAUACAACUGUCUUGAACAGCAUAGUUAAGGCACCCAAGCAAGCCUAGAUGAUUUUGCCUUUCAAGGCAAAGCAUCAUCUAGGAAAUGUCUAAAUGGUUAUGAAAAAGAGGAAAAGGUAGGCAGAACAGUCCCAACUGAUUUGAGCCAUGUCGACGAUGUUGUGGCAACUCCCAACCAUAUUUAUAGGUAGGGACCCUCCUAAAUUAGCCAUAUAUGAGGUUUGGUGGCCAAACACAAUGAUGUGGCCAACCUGUAUUUGGCUAUUUCUGUGUAUUUUCAAUGGUCCACUCCUAUCUGACUUUUUAAGCAUUUUUUCACUUGUUUACAGAUAACAAAAAAUUUUAUUGAUA
Macadamia integrifolia is the source of this 1754-nucleotide messenger RNA. RefSeq names its product pyridoxine/pyridoxamine 5'-phosphate oxidase 1, chloroplastic-like. The transcript has 11 exons. Bases 289 to 1419 code for a protein of 376 amino acids. Gene Ontology annotation, molecular function: NAD(P)HX epimerase activity. The record is from RefSeq and is a predicted model, not a curated record. Lineage: Eukaryota; Viridiplantae; Streptophyta; Magnoliopsida; Proteales; Proteaceae. Gene Ontology annotation, cellular component: mitochondrion.